Messenger RNA from Cherax quadricarinatus, 1826 nucleotides. Its product is annotated as ribosome biogenesis protein BRX1 homolog. The record is from RefSeq and is a predicted model, not a curated record. Gene Ontology annotation, cellular component: nucleolus. Gene Ontology annotation, molecular function: rRNA binding. Gene Ontology annotation, biological process: rRNA processing; ribosomal large subunit assembly. Lineage: Eukaryota; Metazoa; Arthropoda; Malacostraca; Decapoda; Parastacidae.
CACCUAAGCUUCGGUGUCCCUUAAUAACCCCCAACAGCAACAUGGGUAAGAGGAAGCGUGAAGCUCUAGUUACUGAAGAAGAAACUAUUGAAUUGCCUCCUCUCCCACCACUUGUUAGAGAUUCAGAUGAACCUGUUAAAAAGAAGCCAAAAUGGACCAACAAGCAGCGUGUGCUGGUAUUUGGCUCUCGUGGCAUGUCAUUUCGAGACCGCCACCUGAUGGAUGAUAUUCGUUCUCUCUUACCACACAGUAAACCUGAAGCCAAGAAAGAGCGUAAAGAUGAUCUCAGAGUUAUUAAUGAGAUAGCUGAGAUGAAGAACUGUAACAAAUGCAUCUACUUUGAGAAUAAAAAGAACAAGGAUUUGUACAUGUGGGUCUCCAAUGUUCCACAAGGGCCUUCUGUCAAGUUUCUCAUUCUUAAUGCACACACCAUGAAAGAACUCAAGAUGACUGGCAAUUGUCUAAAGGGAUCAAGACCAUUCUUAAGUUUUGAUCCUGCCUUUGAUGAACCCCAUUGGUCAGUGAUGAAGGAGCUUUUUGUGCAGAGUUUUGGUACCCCAAACCACCACCCAAAAAGCCAACCUUUUCAUGACCAUGUUUUAACUUUCUCCAUCCUAGAUAAUAAAAUUUGGUUCCGCAACUAUGAAAUAUUAGGAAUGGAUGGGAAGCUCUCUGAGAUUGGUCCCAGAUUUGUUCUAGACCCGAUUAAGGUGUUUGAUAGCAGUUUUGGAGGAAUUACUUUUUGGGAGAACCCACAUUUUAUAAACCCCAAUGUGAUGCGACGUGAGAAACGUAAGGUUGGGGCUUCCAAAUACAUUAAGAAAGUACAUCAGAAAGAAGGCUUUAAGAGAAGAGCGCCCAAGGAGCCUUAUCGUGGUGAUCCCACAAACGAAAUCUUUCAGACUAAGCCUCCAGAAGAAGCUACUAGUAGUGAAAAGCAACUUUUUAUUCGUAAAAAGUUUUGAUUUGGUUUUGGUUUUAUUUCAGUGUUUUUCCAGUGACCUGAUGAUUUUCUCUUAAUAAAUGUUUAGUAUUUUUCAUCUACGGUGUAAUGGUUAUGGAUCUGAGAACAUUAUUUUGAAACCAAAUUAAUCAAAUGAUGUUGCCCAACUACUGGGUAUAUACAUGUACUUGAAAAUAUACCAAUAGUUCCAAUCCUAUAAUUAAACAAUAUGCUUUUUUUUUUUUUUUUGCUCAUUGUGAUUUAAAAAUACCUAGUUUAAAAUGAUAAUUUGCAUAGUUGUUGUGUGCACUACUUGUUGCAGUCAUAUUCAUUGUUUCCACCUCUGCUUCAUUUGUUAAUCCAGACUGCCAGAGCAAUUUUAGGCCUGUGAUUUUUCACAGUCGAGGCUUGCUGUUUCUAAUCUGUUUUCUAGGUUUUGGCCAUCCUGGUAUUCAUGAUAUAGUAAUGAAGUUAAAUUAUGUAUAUUCUGCAGUUCAUUUUUCAGCCUCCUAUAAGUGGCUGGUAUUUCUCCACUUUUUGAUGGCAGUGUAAAACUGCUCAUGAAUGUGUGCUGGAAACUCAAACAUUUCAUAAGAGUAAACCUAAUUUUUUACUUAAAUACCCUAAUACACUUAUUCUGGCUGCCCUCCGUGAGGUGCCUUCAACCCUUUCGUUGUCGGUCCCGUUAUACAAUGGUUUUGAAGCCAGUGUUGGUCCUGUAGUACAACGCCAUGAACUCAGUUCAGAUAAGCUGUGAGCGUUAAAUUUGGGCUUUGAUAUGAAAGAAUACGUCUAUGCAGCAAGUGUGCACCAUAUAAAAAAAAAUAAUCCUGCAGCAUGCAGUGCAUAAUGAAAAAAAAAAAAACAAGUUUUUGGUUUAAAA